AGAGAGAGAGAGAGAGAGAGAGAAUCCAAGGUAUUUUAUUGCCUCAAUGAGUACGCAGACAAUAGGAGGGGGAGACCGAGCGGGGGCAAGAAUUUUCUAAGGGGAUGAAGGUGUGCAGAAGGAUCACACUGAAUCGGCAUGUCUGUGUCCACAGAUAAUCUCAAAGGCUUCACUUUGGCCCUUCUCUCUAGUGGGUUCAUUGGCGCAAGCUUCAUCAUCAAGAAGAAGGGUCUCAGGCGGGCAGCCGCUUCCGGUGUCCGAGCAGGUGUUGGUGGCUACUCCUAUCUUCUAGAGCCUCUAUGGUGGGUGGGCAUGAUCACAAUGAUUGUGGGGGAGGUGGCAAAUUUUGUUGCAUAUGCUUUUGCUCCUGCAGUUUUAGUGACUCCACUUGGUGCACUAAGUAUAAUAGUAAGUGCGGUGAUGGCUCACUUUAUUCUGAACGAGAGGCUGCAUCCUUUAGGCGUGCUAGGAUGUGUAAUGUGCAUCGCUGGUUCUGUGAUAAUUGUCAUUCAUGCACCACAAGAGCGCGCAAUUAGUUCUGUCCAGGAAAUAUGGAUCAUGGCGACCCAGCCUGCUUUUCUGCUUUACGUUGCAUCUGUGAUUGUGUUGGUCCUGGUACUAAUCUUCCAUUUUGCACCUCAUUGUGGCAAUACAAAUGUGUUGGUGUUCACAGGGAUUUGUUCACUCAUGGGCUCUCUGUCGGUGAUGAGUGUCAAAGCUCUUGGAACUUCACUGAAGCUAACCUUUGAGGGUUCCAACCAAUUGAUUUAUCCAGAGACAUGGUUCUUCAUGACAGUUGUUUUUACAUGUGUCCUCAUGCAAAUGAAUUACCUUAAUAAGGCUCUUGACACCUUUAACACAGCAGUGGUGUCUCCAAUAUAUUAUGUGAUGUUUACAACUCUCACCAUUCUUGCAAGUGUCAUAAUGUUCAAGGAUUGGGAUGGCCAGAGUGGAGGAAAGAUAAUCUCUGAGAUAUGUGGAUUUGUUGUUGUGCUAUCAGGCACAGUUUUACUGCAUCUCACCAUUGAUAGGAAUUCCUCAAUAAAUUAUGCACCACUGUCUCCAUCUUUGUCAGCAUGUCUCAGUCAUGGGAAUGGUGAAAUGAUGAAAUAUACUGAUGAUGAAGAGGGUGUAUCUGGGAGACAGGAGCUGUACUAGAUGCUGUGGCCUAAAUUCUUGAAAAAGUUUCAGAUUCCGCCUUCAGUGUUCCUGAUGCAUGGACAUUAAUUCAUCUGGCCAUGGUAGAUGUCAAAAGACUUCAAACAACGAUGGGAAGCGUCCAACGCUUUGUAAGUAAUUCUCCAGCGCUUGGAGCUUGGUGGCAUCUAGCAUCUUCAUCCAGUAUUCCAUUUGAUUGUGUUGAAAACAAUCACGGCCUUCAUAAUAAUGAAAAAGGUAGCUUUGUCUAAAAACAGUGGCUGGUUGGUUGCUGAACAGUUGUAAAUAUCUUUUGAACUUUGCUACAUUUCACAAAUGAUUUAUCCAUAAUCUUUGUACUUCAUUCAAUAAGAUCCACUUCAGUAUGUUCUUUUC
Nymphaea colorata (pocket water lily) is the source of this 1533-nucleotide messenger RNA. RefSeq names its product probable magnesium transporter NIPA3. The record is from RefSeq and is a predicted model, not a curated record. Gene Ontology annotation, cellular component: membrane. Gene Ontology annotation, molecular function: magnesium ion transmembrane transporter activity. The coding region runs from base 139 to 1158 and encodes 339 amino acids. Gene Ontology annotation, biological process: magnesium ion transport. NCBI's taxonomy places the organism in Eukaryota, Viridiplantae, Streptophyta, Magnoliopsida, Nymphaeales, Nymphaeaceae. The transcript is spliced from 9 exons.